Molecule: messenger RNA, 3658 nt
Organism: Bacillus rossius redtenbacheri
Lineage: Eukaryota; Metazoa; Arthropoda; Insecta; Phasmatodea; Bacillidae
Gene: Ipp
Product: inositol polyphosphate 1-phosphatase
Exons: 9
Coding region: 191-1321 (376 amino acids)
Biological process (GO): phosphatidylinositol phosphate biosynthetic process
Molecular function (GO): inositol-1,4-bisphosphate 1-phosphatase activity
Source: RefSeq, a predicted model, not a curated record
UUUUUGUGUUUGAUGUAAAAAAAAUAAAAAUAAAAGUAUUUUGACAGUAAUUUUUAACUAAGAAAAAGUACUUUGCAAUUGGAUUAACUUGGAUUAUAAAUUAUCAGGAACGCCGAAAUAAACUUACGAAAUCAGAAGAAAGCAGUAAGCGUUAAGACUUCUUGUGAAAUACGUUAAAUCUCAGAAAAGUAUGAAUUCUCACUUUUUGGAAGCCCUUCUAAAAGUGUCGGAGAAGGCAGCCAACAUUGCGAGGGCCUGUCGUCAGAACCAGCAUUUAUUCAAACUGCUGGUACAAGAAAAGAAAAGCGAUGAAAAAAAUCCAAGAUUUGUCCAGGACUUCAAAACUCUUGCAGAUGUUCUUAUACAAGAAACUGUGAAACAUGACAUUGGGCGUAAGUUUGCCGAGAUCGCAGAUCACAUCCGCGGUGAAGAAAGCAACUUGUUCUGCAACACGCUUGGGGAAACCAUUACUGUGCAAGUGGAGAAGGACCAGGCCUCCACCGCUGCUUUGCUCAGCAAGGUUCUCGAGGGUGAUGCAGAGGCGGCUGAGCUCUUGGCCAUGGAAGUCCACAGAGAAAUGCUGUUGGAGGAUAUAAAUGUGGGCUCUACUUCUUUCCCACACGAGGUGGAAGUACCUCUUCAUCAAAUGGCCAUGUGGAUUGACCCCAUUGAUUCGACAGCGGAGUACAUCAGCGGGGAGGAAGUGAAGAGCCCCGCGGGGGACGUGUACCAGAGCGGCCUGCCGUGUGUCACGGUCCUCCUCGGUGUUUAUGACAGACACACAGGUGCUCCCGUGCUCGGCGUUGUCAAUCAGCCAUUCUUUUCCCGAGAUGGCACAGUAUGGCAUGGCCGAUGUCUGUGGGGCGUCAGCUAUAACGGUGUGAGCCGUAGCUCAGUCAAGUUGGUGGACGCCAGCAAAACAAAAAAGGUGGUGGUGCUGAGCAGCAGCGAGAGCACGGCCUUGCGCACGGCGCUGCGCUGGACCGGGUACCACCCGGCGGAGGUGGCGGGCGCCGGCUACAAGCUGCUGUGCGUCGCAGACGGCUCCGCCGACGCCUACAUCCUCUCCAAGGCCACGACCUUCUACUGGGACACCUGCGGCCCGCACGCCCUGCUGCGUGCCCUCGGCGGCUGCGUCAAGGACUACGACUCCUUGCUGCAGACCGCAGACAUUGACAGGUGUAAAGAACUCUCCUACAAAGUAUCCGAAGUUGAAGAUGCAGCUCAAGGAAUUUCAAAAUUUUGUAACCAUGGAGGUUUCAUUGCAACUCGAGAUCGGGACACGCUCGAAGAGCUAGCUGUCCUUAUAUGUAGACUGUAAAACAAUAGAUAAACAGCUGGCUGCAAUUCAUCUCUAUAUAUUCCAAUUGCUAGUGACAAACGUAAAACUUAUUUUGUAAGGAGAAGAUAAUAAAAAGAGAGACUAAAGAAAUUAGGCUAUAUCAUGCAGCAAUAGUAUCGAUCAGGCCUGUCACCAAGAUCUGUUUCCAAAUCCUGUUCAUAGCAUUUAAAAAUCCUGUAAUAUUCAAUAUCUAAAUUCAUGUUAGGUUUUGCGGUAAUUUAACUGUACAAAGUUAACCUUUUAUUUAGUUACUAUUUGACUCCCUGGAAGCCACGACUAUAGCGUUCACAGGUACAAAUCACUUUUUAUAUUUUAAGUGUUGAGCAAACAACUUGGUAAUGUUUCUACAAGCUAAUACAUUUCCUUAAUGUCUUAAUUAGUUCCAAUUAACUACAAUUUUCAAAAUUUAUUUUAUUAAAAAAUUCUAAAAUUGCACUUAAAAAAUUUCAAAUGUAGGCCACCUCAGAAUUUUCUUUGUUUACUAAAUAUAAAUACAUACAGUUUAAAUUAUUUACAAGUUCAAAAGGCAAGUAUUUAUUAGAUUUUAGCAUUCUAUAAUGCACAGGGCAUUCAGCAUUGGCAAGUCCAUCUAUUGUUCGUGCACAAAGUUUUCCUUCAACAGGUUUUUUUUAUCAUUCAUUUAACUGUCUAGUUGUAAGAUAAAAAAAAUAUCAAAGAUCAACUUUGGUUUUCAACUCGUCAAUUGCCAUAUAAACAAUGUUUACAUACUUUUGUGCCACCAAAUUUCUUUCAACCCAUGCUGUUAUAUUUUGUUAAGAAUUUCAGGAAAACAGACAAUUGAACAUUUGGUUUUUGACACGCCUCAACCUUUUUAACGGUUCCUAAUAAUUUCUGUGAUUACUUUGUUUGUAAAAGAUUCAUUUGGCGAUGGCUGUCUUUUCUCUAUCAUAACACAUCUAAAAGUUGUAUAAACUUAUUUGAGCAACAUGGUGUCGAAAACUCAACCUGCAAAUAAUUCAAGAACAGAGUACCGCCAAGACACGUCUAAUCUUUCAACAUGGCAAAAACAUUUACCUCAUGGCCAUAGAUAUUGUUGUACAAAUGGUACCUUUGGGUAAAUGUUUUUGUCUGUUGAUAUUAAACUUGUAAGUGUCAUGGCACCACAUGUUAUGGUAGUUGUUCACCGUCGGACGGCUCUGUGUUAAUAGCGAAGUAAAAUGUUAAUAUUUACAGGAAUGUAAUUUGAAUGGGAAAAUAUUGGCCCAACCAUUGAAAACAUCCUUGAAUUUCGCUGUUUUUCUGCCAAUCCGUUCUCUUUAAAUAUCCGUGAAAACUGAUAAAAUCUGUAAAAACGGCUGUCCUAGUGUCUAUAAUUUAUAUCUUAUUAGUGUUUGAUUGAAUAGUAGUUUAAUCUAAGCUUAGCUUGUCCUUUUUUUUUUUUUUUUUUUUCAUGCCAAGGUUUUUUGCCUCCUUGUGAAGAAAUAUGGCCUUUUUUUUUUUAUUAGCCCAUGGGAAGAGAUUAUUGCUUGAGCUGUACAUGAUCAUCACAGCACAGUUACUACGCUAGGGAGAGUAGGGUGGGCAAGCAUCCGGCUCAUACAUUGUAUCUUUAGAAUUGAAUUUAAUAAGAGGGAGACUUUAUAUAUAACAUAAAACCACUAAAAUAGUUUUUAUUUAUAUUUUCAUAUUCAUAUCAAAUCACCAGCCAGACAGUUGAAGAGAUAGGUGUAACAUACAAGCAGCAAUCAAGAACUACAACAUUAUUAAUACUUAUGAGAAAAUAACACCAAACUACUAGUUAGCUACAUGCCAAAUUUCAGAGGGACAAAAAUGUUAAAAUUCAUAGUUAAAUUUUAAGUUAUUAUGGCACUGAUCUGAAAGUUAGUGAAGUAAAACUCAUCUUUGCAUAUUCUUUUGUGGGUUUAUUGCAUGGAAACAGCUUUAACGAGGAAAAUUCCUAACUAAUCAUAUCAUAUACCUAAAUAAUUUUUUUUCCUCUGUUUUUUCUUUUAAUUUUAGUGGUUUAGCACACUUAAUGUUUCCCACAUUGUUCUUAUUGAGUCUGUAUUUUGGACUUGCUUAUAAAACAUUUACUCACGUACUGAAAAAUGUAUCUACGGAAGUUUUUUAAUGAAGGAAUGUGAUCUUAGUAUUCAUUGACUUUGACAAUGACUUGGAAUUUUUUUUUUUUUUUAAAUUUUGAUUUGACUUGAAAUAAAGGUCUUCUCACACCCAUUAUCCUUGACCCAAACAAAUAAACUAGUCAGAUUGAGAUCAUACAUAUAUAUAUAGACACACACACACAUUUAUAUAUAUAUAUAUAUAUAUAUAUAUAUAUAUAUAUAUAUAUAUAUA